AAAGUCUCUCCCAGUGGACCAAUUAAAUGUUCAUCAAGUGUAUCAUAAAAAUCCCAAUAAAUUAUAGUGAAAUGCAAAAAUAAAAGAGGUGUAUGUGUGUCGAGAAAAGUCUGAUAAAUUCAUUUUCAAUUACAGUGAAGUGCAAUAGCAAAGAUAACGAAACGGAAAAGGCAAAGAAAAAGAAAACGCUAAGCCCAUCAGUCGUCGCCGACAUCGGGCGAAUGUGUUUAUGAUAAAACGUGAACGAAAUUGAAACGUAAUCAAGCGAAAGUUGGAAUCAAACACAUCAUAGGAGGACGAGUACCAGUACGAGUAAACGGAUAGGAAAUUAAGAGGAGCACAGGCCGCUUCAAAGGCUGUCUGUCAGUCAGCGUUCCGUUGGAGGAACUUCUGCCGGUUGUCCCAACCCCCGCUCUGCCCCCCCUUUGGAGGAAAACGCAUGAGUUCUGUCAACGAAAUGACAUGCAGCAUCUGUCUAUGUAGCCAUAGGCCCAGGACGUGAUGCUGUGUCGCAGUUAGAGUCGAUGCCUCCGCAGCCUCUCCUCCAUCCACCUCCGAUGAUGCUAUUUUUAUGAGGCCCCAGACUAUUGCAGACCGACGACGGAUGCGUGGCCCCAUGAAAAAUCAAUUAACACGCAAAAUUAUUAAAGACGAAAUACAAAAACGAAAUACAAAACGAAACGAGAAGCAGCUAAGGCUGAAGCUGCAGCUGAAGGAAAACUCUGAACGAAACUCUUCAUCGUGGUAGUGCCACUUGGGGUUCCGGAUCAGAGAGAAAGGGGAGCACCCCCCUCUGGCAGAGUCUCCUGUAUCUUUCUGCAACUUCAAAGCAGCUGCAACGGAAUGUCGCGCCUCUGCGGAUUAGGACUGCCGCUGCCACUGCUGCUGCUGCUGCUGGCCGUGCUGCAAUUGCUCCAUGGCGGCUGCCAAACUGUCGCAGCCAUGAAAGUCUCACUGUAUGGAGAUGGCUAUGUCUCGAUGCCGCUGCAGGAGGCCAAAAUGUCAACAAACAUACGCGUCAAGUUUCGCACCAAACAGGAGAACGCCUUCCUGUUCCUCGCCGCCGGACGUACCGAUUAUUGCCUGCUGCGCCUCGACAGCGGUCUCAUAACUUUCAGCUAUAAAAUCGAACGGGAUGUGGUGCAGUUGCGCUCGCCCAAGAAACAAAAACUAAACGAUCUGGAGUGGCACGAUGUGGCUGUGCAGCGCUUUGAGAACAACAUUACGCUACAGGUGGAUGGCUAUAUAAUGCGCAAACAGCUGCCGGGGGAAAUGUCAGCGCUGAACAUACAUUUUGGCACCUUUCUGGGCGGUGUGGGCGAUUUUACGGCUGAGUUUUUGAAUGAUGUGAUUGGCUUUCGUGGCUGCAUAUCGGAUGUCUUUUAUAACAACAUUAACAUCAUCAAACGAGCCAAGGAUCGCACGGGUCACACCACCAGCACGGGUGUGUCCUGGACCUGCAGCACAGAGUUCGAUGGGAGCAUAAAAGAUAGCAUUAGUUUCCUAAAGAAUGACUCCUACUCGCUGAUGCUAAAGGAAUCCCAUGCCACAGGAGAAACCCUCUCUUUGCAAUUCCGCACCAUGGCCAGUGCUGGCAUCAUCUACUUCAAUGGCGGCUUUGAUUUCAUACUGCUCGAGAUCGAGGAUCAUCGCCUGAAAGUGACCUUCAACAAGGCUGGCAGUCUGGUGCAGUUCAUGACAAAUGAGUCCAUAUCCGACGGCAAAUGGCAUCGUGUGCUCCUCCGCUAUAACGCGGCCAUAGCAGAGCUGCAUCUGGACGAUGCCACCAGCGGCUAUCGCGGCGCACACGCUAAUGAGACCAAGGCGAGCAUUAAUCUCGAGAAGAGCGUCUUCUUUGGCGGCGUGCAGGAGGAGAUGCGACGCCGCCUGAUCGGCAAGGGGCUGCGCAUCAAUGAGAUCAGCUUCAAGGGCUGCAUGCGCGAUCUAAUGGUAAACGAUCUGCCCUUGGGCUUUGGCGAAAUGAGCAUAUCGCGGCACCUCGCCCUCAACUGCCUGUGGAAGUAUCCCUGCCAGGAGUACAAUCCCUGCCUGAAGAGCGGCAUUUGCAGUCAGCAUGGUGUGGAUGAGUUUAUAUGCUACUGCGAUCAGUCCUACUGCAUCAAGGCAGAUUUCCAGGGGCCCUUUAAGAUCUUCACUGAAACCAGUCCCGAGCUGGAACUGCUGUAUGUUUCGCCCAUGCAACUGCUGGAAGGUGGCACUGCCUUCUUGUCACCCCAUUUCAUAGACAUCAUACUCGAUCUGCGUCGCUAUCCCAGCCUCAAUGAGCAGUCCAUCGUCUUCCAUGUGGUGCAGCAGCCCAAGUACGGCCAACUGCUGCAGUAUUCCGCUGAGAAAUCCAACUUUGUGGCCUGUCGCACCUUCAAUCUGGUGGAUCUGGCCACCGACAAGCUCAAGUAUGUGCACAAUGGCAUGGAGAACUUCAACGAUCAUGCCACGCUGGAUAUGCAGAUCUAUGGCGACAUUCACAAGAUACCCGAGAAUAUUCUGGGCAAGCAUCGGUUCCUGCUCCAUGCGAAUAUCACGCCAGUGAACGAUCCGCCACAGCUGCGGCUGCACUUGCACAAGAUUCUCAGGGUGAUUGAGGGCAUCGAACGGGUGCUGGAUGUGGACUUGUUCAACAUCGAUGAUCCCGAUAGCGAACCGCAGACUCUGAUCUACACCAUACUGCCCUCGGCCAAGCCCCAAGAGGCCUUUGGCUGCUUCAUGGUAGGGGGCGUCUCCACAUCGACCUUUUCCCAGGCCGAUGUGAACGAGGGCAAGGUUUCGUAUCAGUACAACUCCACCACAGCGGAGUCCUUCAGCUAUCAACUGCAGCUGCAUGUCUCCGAUGGCAUCGAAACGAGCGAUACCGUCUAUCUGCCCGUCUCGGUGCAUCCCCUGGAGCUGCGGCUGGUCAACAACACGGGCCUGAUCAUGAUCCACAAGAGCUGGCUGCUCUUGACGCCCGCGAAUCUCUCGAUUGGCACCAAUGCCGUCGACGAGCACAUAGACAUACGCUACGAUGUGGUCAAGGCACCGCAGCAUGGAGUGCUGCAGCGACUGCGACAGAUUGAUGGCUCCUGGGUGAACGUGGACUGGUUCAGCGAUAGCCAGCUGCUGCUCGGCCACAUACGCUAUCUGCACAACAGCGAUUUCCCUUGGCAAGACGAAUUUAAGUUUAUUGCCUCGUUUGGCUUUGUGACCACGCAAACGUUCGACUUCCGCAUCACAUUCACGCGCCUUCGCAUAACCAGCAGCAGUCCAUCUUUGAUUGCCAUCAAUGGGACGCGGGACGUUCUGCUGACCAACGAGAUGCUGUCCUAUGGCACCACACCCAUUGGCAGCUUCCCGCGCAGCGUCAUCUACAAGAUUAGCCAGCCGACCCGUUAUGGGGGGAUCUUUGUGGAGGGAUCGCGCAAGGCGGCCAAGCAAAUGGAUUCGUUUACCCAACAGGACAUUGACAAACGACGCAUACGGUAUAGGACGCAUCACACGAGCUACUCCAGCUUCAGCGAUCGUCUGGAGUUUGUGGUCUCUGUGGCGGAGUGCGAUGAUGUGGAGGGAGCACUGGAGAUUGCCUACAGACCCCCCGAUGAGCUAAUCAACAAGCUGGGCUAUCAGGCCCGCGAAGUGCUGCAAGUGCAGGAGGGCGAACGGGCACUGAUCACCAAGAAUCACUUUGGCAUCCGCUUCAACAUCUACGAGAGUCUGCAGUUCCAGGUGUCGGCGAGUCCCGAGCAUGGUGUCAUCUGCAAAUACGACGAGCAGACGGGUCUAACCACCCCACUGGAUAUGUUUACGCUGGAGCAGCUCUUCCGUAACGAUAUCUACUACUGUCACGAUGACACGGAGUCCACCAAGGACAGCUUUGAGUUGCUCAUCCUCUCUGGCGAUGAGACGGACCUUCAGUUUGUGUCCAGCAUGGAAGUGCGCAUCAAGCUGGUCAACGACAACGAACCCUAUCGCACGGCAGUGGAGCGGGUCUUUCAUGUGGUUAGGAACGGCAUUCGCACGCUCAAUCCCACGGUGCUGCAGUACCUCGAUGCCGAUGUGAACACCAACCACACGGACAUCCACUACAUCCAUGUGUCGAGCACAAAUGGCGCCUUCUACAAGUCCGGACAGUACAUCGACAGCUUCAGUCAGGAUGAUAUAGCGAAUCGUAGGAUUAUGUUCCAGCACACGGGACCCGAUGCGGGCACAGCCUCGUUUAUAGUCACCGAUCGCCAGCAUGAGGUUAAUGGUCUACUGGAGAUCCUCGCCUCGGAUCCAUUUGUCUCCAUGCUGCCCACCAAUGCCUCCAUAGCCCAAGAGGGAAAGUUUGUGGUGCUCAAGAAUCCUGACUUUGUGCUGGAAACGAAUUUGGACAUGAAACUGGAUGAGAUCUACUACGAGGUAAUCAAGCCGCCCUCCUACGGCAUACUCAUGUAUCUGGGCAGACAGCAGAGUGGCACAGAUCUGGAACAGAACGGUACAACGAUCUACAAGGCCACCAACUACACUUCCCUGAGUAAUUUCACACAUUUGGACAUUGAGCGGGAGAGAUUGGUGUACUGGAAUACGGAAAUUGCAUCAAUGGACAAAGUUAGAUAUCGAGUGCACAUCAAAAACAUAACAGCCGAGGGAGAGGUCGUGUUCCGCAUAUAUCCCUCUGCCUACUGGGAGCCCCUGCAGGUCAAACAGAACCACACGCUGUAUGUGGAGGAGUCCACCAGUGUGCUGAUAUCCAGAGAUGUACUAGAGGUUGUUCAUCCCAAUAUAUCCCCGGGGGAUAUUACUUUCCUGGUCACAUCCUCGCCCAUGCAUGGCUAUCUGGAGAUGCAGUCCAUGUCCUUUGACGAUGAAUACAACUGCAAGGUGUUCGAUCAGUCAUCGGUCAACACCGAAAAGAUGUUCUACAUUCAGGCGGGUGUCAAUCAAUCCGCGGACUACUUUGUGUUCGAUGCCACCAAUGGCAUCACGUGGCUGCAUCAGCUAGUGCUGAAGAUUGUCAUCAUACCCGAGAAGCUGUACAUGCACUCGAACAUUGUGUCCGUAGUGGAGGGCAAGACGGUGCAGCUCAAUCCCACAGAUGUGCAGCCCUAUUCGGAGUACUAUCGGGGCAAGAUACUGGAGUAUAUUGUGACCAUAACACCAACGGCUGGACACAUACUCGCUGGCAACUCAAAGGUCAAGCGGUUCACGCAGAAACAACUCGAACAGGGCUCCAUUCAGUACGUGCACAAUGGCAGUGAGAACUCCACGGAUACCAUCACCCUGGUGGCCAUGGCCAGGAACAAGGAGAGUGUUCCCUUCGAGCUGGAAUUCGCUGUGGUUCCCGUGAACGAUGAGGAGCCCAUGAUGGUCACCAAUACCGGUCUGCAAGUGUGGAACGGAGGUCGUUAUGUCAUCAAGAAUACGGAUCUAUUGGCCCAGGACUACGAUACUCCGCCAGAGAAUCUCACAUACAUUGUGCACCACAUCUAUGGCGGCUAUUUGGCAGAAAAGUCUGCACCCCAACAGAAAAUCGAACAGUUUACCCAGAGCCAAAUCAAUGGGGAGAAAAUCUACUUUAUGCACGACUCAAACUCACGCAAGAACGAGCUCUCCUUUGUCGUAACCGAUGGCCUGUUCAAUACCACCACCCAGCUGCUGAGCAUCGAAAUAAAACCGAUUGAGAUACUCGCGGAUCACAAUGAGAAUUUGCAUGUUUUUCCGCUGACAAAGAAGCAAAUCCUGCGCGAUCAUUUGCACUUCAAGUGCUCCGACGAGGAGCGGGAGAUACGCUACAAUAUCACAGUGCCCCCGAGUCUGGGUCGCAUCGUGAAUGAGUAUGUGGGCAAUGGCUUCACCAAGGAAGUCAGCGAAUUUACCCAAACGGAUGUGGACAAUGGGCACAUCUUCUACGAGCACACGGCUGUGAUCAUGGAGUUUCGCAUCAAUGAUUCGUUCUACUUCGAUGUGGUGGCGGAGCGAAGUGAUCGCCUGUUGGAUCAGAAGUUUAACAUUGAAAUAUCGGUGUCAUCGGGUGGCCUGUUGAGGUUUCUGCCCGUUUCAAAGCUCAGCGUAGAUGAAGGCGGCUCGGUGCCCAUUAAGCUGGAUUUCUCCAAGAUUCUCGAAUAUCUAAAGGCUCGCGCGGGCAUUAACAAUCCCGAACUGUUCAUAGAAGCCGUGCAAAAGCCCGCACAUGGCAGCAUAGGACUGGGCCAUGAGUUCAAGCAAAUACAGCGAUACCAUCCCAGUGAUUUCUUCACGAAAAAGGUCUACUACAUACACGAUCAUUCGGACACGCUGGAGGAUACCAUUCUGAUGUCUGUCUAUCUGACGCAAGGCAAUAUAUUCCUGUGCAAUCUGACAAUUCCCGUUUCCAUCAGUCCGAUCAACGAUCAACCCUUCCAUUUGAUCACCCAUCUGCCGCAAAUGGUGGUGGUGGAGGGUGAGAAUCGAACGAUAACACGAAAUGAUUUGCUCACCGAAGAUGCGGACACACCGCCCGAGGAGAUCAUCUACGAUGUGAUGAGCGGCCCCACACUGGGAGUGCUCAGGAAGCUGACCAACGAUGGCCAGGCGGAGGAUCUGCUGGCCUUUUCGAAUCAAUUCACCCAGGCGGACAUCAACAACGAUCGGAUUGUGUAUGUGCACUUUGGCAUGCCGCAGUCGACCACCUUCUGCUUCACUGUCUCCGAUGGCCAGUCGAAUGCGGCCUAUGAGAUAUUUACCAUCAAGAUAGCGCCAAUCAGCCUGCUGGCAGCGCCCAUUCAGCUGCCAGUGAGUGUGCAACAGGGGGCCACGAGUGCGCCCAUGAAACUGCAGCACAUUGGCCUGCAGACGAAUGUGCAGGUGGAGCGAUUGUCGUACAACAUCACCAAUUCCCCGCUCUAUGGCAUCAUUGUGUUCAAGCAUCAGCCCACGCUGAGGUUCACCCAACAGCAGCUGGAAACGGCGCAGAUCAGCUACAUGCAAACGGAUCUCAAUCGGUCCAACGACACGUUCCAGGUGAGCGCCUAUGUCCCAGGCAGCAACUAUGUGGCCCAGGUGGACGUGGUGAUGGCCGUGGAGCCCGUCAUACAGAUCAACAACAUUGCCAUGAAGACCGAGGCCGAGUCCAGUGCGAGUGCGAGUGCGAGUGCUGGCAGGGUUAAGCUCUGCACCUCACUGGACAAUGACAAUCCGCUGUCGCUGAAGCUGAACAAAUUCAAUCCCAAGUUUGUCAUCACUCGAAUGCCAGCCACGGGCCAAAUACGAAAGAUUAUGCGCAGCACGGGACUCGCCAGCGAUAGCCAAAACGAGCGCUCGAGGAACAUCUUCUCGUACAAGGACCUGCGCAGCGGUGUGGUCUACUUUGUGCCCAACGAAUCUGUGGACGUCACAGAGGCCAACAACGAUAGCUUCGACUACCAGCUGCUGAUCAAGACGGUGCAGCCGGCACAGGCCACCGUUACCAUAGAGUAUCGCAGUCCCGUGGAGGAAGCGGAGACGGUGCAUCUGGGGAGCACUGAGAUAUCCAUUAACUAUCUGGCCGUGGGCUGUGCCGUCGCUAUCCUGAUCUUCUGUCUGCUGAUUGUCGUGCUGAUCUUUAAGCUGCGCAAACUGCGCAAGCACAAGGCGGACAUAUCGAAGGAUCAGCCGCCUGCCCUGCCCUGUCCACCGGAUCUGACCUCCGUGAGUCCGCAGCAUCAUAUGCAGCACCAUCACCACCAUCACAGCAGCCAUCACUAUGCCAGCUCCGAGGCGGACUCAGUGCCAGCCACAGGGAACUCCACGCCGCUGCCCGGCUUCAGCAACAUCCCGCACUGCAAGAUCAUACCCGUGGAGUCGUACAAGCACGAGUUUCCCGACUACGAUCCGGAUGAGGAUGAGACCGACGACCAGUGCGAUCCUCAGCAGAUGAUGCUGCCGCAGCGCUACAAUCCCUAUCACCUGGAGCACGAUGCCUGGAGCUCGUCCUGCGACAUGGCCAACGAUUUUGCGGGCUAUGCCUCUGUGCCGCAGAGCAUUUCGGGUUCAGUCAGCUCCCCGCCCUCGGCACCGCCAACGAAUCCCUUGCUGCGACGCAAUCAGUAUUGGGUUUAAGCGAUUGUUCAGAUAUCAGAUACGAUUAGUCCCUAGGAUAUUUAUAUAUACCGUACUCUAUUUAGGCGUAAGUUGAAGGCUGAUUUAUGAGAUUCGCACAACUCUAGGAUACGGACAGACUUGUUAAGCUUGUUAGCAAAGCAUUUGAUACCACUAUACAUUAUAUACAUACUUACGCACAUAUCUUAUCUGGAGUGUCAUAUAUGUACUUUUAUGUCGAAAUUAGGGUGCAGCAUGCGCGAGAGUUAUACUCAACAACUAGUUUUAAGACACUUUUGCCAACUUACAUUAGCCCUAGCAUUGUGUUUGCCAACAUGGAAUACUUAUUUAAAUAAAUGACAAUACUU
Messenger RNA from Drosophila obscura, 8399 nucleotides. RefSeq names its product chondroitin sulfate proteoglycan 4 (gene kon). The transcript has 11 exons. The record is from RefSeq and is a predicted model, not a curated record. Bases 844 to 8052 code for a protein of 2402 amino acids. NCBI's taxonomy places the organism in Eukaryota, Metazoa, Arthropoda, Insecta, Diptera, Drosophilidae.